GUCCUCCCAGCUACCCCCUCCCUCAGCAGGCUGAGGAAGAAGAGGUAGCAAGCCCUCACCUAACUUGACCCCUUUCUUGUCCUUCCGCGCCACUGGCUUCUCCCUUCUCGCUGCCUUUCGGGGUGGGGAAACGUGGAAGGAAUUCUGGGAAAACCAGAUGUCUGGGUUCUCUAUUCCCGUCUGGCUUGAUUCUGGACAAGGCGCUUCCUCUCCAGGGCCUCAGUUUCCCCAUCUUUAAAAUGGAGAGAUAGCAUAGACCUGCCCACCUUUCAGAGGUGCCCGAAGCCCUGACGAGAUAACAGAUGAGAAGUGGUUUUCGUUGUGAUGAGCCAGCUGAAGCGGUUGCACCGAAGGAACGCCAGACCGUCAGCGGUGCAGCGGCCCUCGCGUCCUUCACAUCCCCCCACACUCAUCCUGUGGAUGAUGGGGGAAGGCACUACCCCUGGGGUCCCCCGGAGCGGAUCCUGGGACUGGGACGUGGGGACGCGGUGAGAGGCAGUCUUGAAGCCGAGUCCAGAGGUCUGGGGCGUCACUGCCCCAGGGCGGACCCAGCCUCAGACACUACAACUAAACCCAAGGCCAGCCGAGAAGCACUACCCCUGGCGGGCUGAGCUGAGCUCUCCUUCUUCUCAGGACUCUGGACCUUUGGAGGAAAUGAAAGGGACCCAGUUGGAAACAUAGUCUUUAUUUGCGCCCCCUACGUCUCCCUUCCUCCGGCGGAAACGCGGCCCAAACUGUUUGGAAGUGGAAGAGGCUGGAUAGCUCUUCACAAUUAAUCAGGAAUGGGAGGUUUGAGCAGGUUUACUUGAUGAGGGAAAAAUUAUAGCCUCGCCCAUUCAUUUAUUAUUUCAACAAUUAAUUAUUGAACACCUGUUACGUGGCAGACAGUAAGAGCCUGGAUAGUUUCUCUCCGUUUUUCAAAGUCGCUAAACGCGAUCAGAGGGCAGAUGCGAGGCCGGUAACCUAGGAGUCCUGGCUCCGCCCCCUCCGCGUUUGGCCUUGCCUGCUCCUUCCAUCAUCACUUCACUCAGAGGCGGCUACUGGCCCAAGAGGACGACAGAAACCAGUCUCUGAUGCCCACCGCAUUCUCCAGCUUCGGGCCUCAAGCUCUGUAGCUGAGAAGGCGAGGCCUAAUGUUACACCACCGGUCUGUUCCGCCUGUGUUUCGGGGUCUACCCGAAAAGCUUUCAGAUUGGCUCCUCGGUGAGACGGCACUCGAUUGAAUAGGUCUAUCUCUACAGGCCAAGGAGGCGGGUUUGGCACGGCCACUCCAAGGCCAAAGCGAGAAAAUCUUACUGCGCACGCGCAAUAGAAAGCCGAUGGAGCCACCGACGGAGCCGUCCGGAGGGGAGCAAGAGCCCGGAGCCGUCAGGCUCCUGGACCUGCCCUGGGAAGAUGUGCUGCUCCCACACGUCCUGAACCGGGUCCCGCUGUGCCAGCUGCUCCGGCUGCAGCGCGUUAGCCGGGCCUUCCGGGCGCUGGUGCAGCUUCACCUGGCCGGGCUGCGUCGCUUCGAUGCCGCGCAGGUGGGUCUGCAGAUCCCGCGGGCCGCAUUGGCCCGGCUGCUGCGGGACGCCGAGGGGCUGCAGGAGCUGGCGCUGGCGCCGUGUCACGAAUGGUUGUCAGACGAGGACCUGGUGCCGGUGCUGGCGCGUAAUCCGCAGCUGCGGAGUGUGGCGCUGGGCGGUUGCGGGCAACUGAGUCGUCGGGCGCUUGGGGCGCUGGCCGAGGGCUGCCCACGCCUGCAGCGCCUGUCGCUCGCGCACUGUGACUGGGUGGACGGGCUGGCGCUGCGCGGCCUCGCUGACCGCUGCCCGGCCCUGGAGGAGCUGGAUCUCACAGCCUGCCGCCAGCUCAAGGACGAGGCCAUCGUGUACCUGGCGCAGAGGCGCGGCGCUGGCCUCCGCAGCCUCUCUCUGGCGGUCAACGCCAACGUGGGGGAUGCCGCGGUUCAGGAGUUGGCUCGGAACUGCCCAGAACUCCAGCACCUUGACCUCACCGGCUGCCUCCGCGUCGGAAGCGACGGUGUCAGGACAUUGGCCGAGUACUGCCCCGCGCUGCGCUCGCUGCGGGUGCGGCACUGCCACCAUGUGGCGGAGUCCAGCCUGAGCCGCUUGCGGAAGCGCGGCGUGGACAUCGACGUGGAGCCGCCGCUGCACCAGGCCCUGGUGCUGCUGCAGGAUAUGGCUGGCUUCGCACCUUUUGUCAACUUGCAGGUCUGACGCGCCUGCCAAUCGGAGCACAGCUGGACUGUGUGGCUGGGGCCUGACACUGAGCUGUAGGGAACCUGAACCUCUCUGGUGAGAGGCCAGUGCCCUGCCCCAACCUGGAGCUUCAAAUAAAGAGCUUUUUACCCCCUC
Molecule: messenger RNA, 2360 nt
Organism: Rhinopithecus roxellana (golden snub-nosed monkey)
Lineage: Eukaryota; Metazoa; Chordata; Mammalia; Primates; Cercopithecidae
Gene: FBXL15
Product: F-box and leucine rich repeat protein 15
Exons: 4
Coding region: 1320-2222 (300 amino acids)
Biological process (GO): SCF-dependent proteasomal ubiquitin-dependent protein catabolic process
Cellular component (GO): SCF ubiquitin ligase complex
Molecular function (GO): protein binding
Source: RefSeq, a predicted model, not a curated record